GCGGCGAUCGGUCGGGCGUGCACCUAUGGUGCCUUCCGAGUGGCGUGGCGAGGGUUUGCUUCUGUGCCAGUGAAAGGGAGUUGCUCUUCAUAUUCUAGCCUGGCAUGGGCUUUCCAGACACGGUGUUCCAUCUCUGCCCCCUGGAAUGUGACAGUUGAGCAACGCAGACAAAGCAGUUUCUUCAAUACGUUGACAGCUGAUGAGCUAUGGAAAGGAGCUUUGGCAGAGACUGGUGUGGGAGUAAAGAAAGGAAGAGGAAAGAGAAGGAAGAAAAAGCUAAGGAAGAAUCUCAAUAAAGGCCAGGAGAUUGGUGAAGGACGUUCUGGUUUCCUCUGGCCUGGUCUUAAUGCUCCUGUGAUACAAGGUGGGAGAAUCCAGGCAGUUACCCAACGAAAAAAAGAAGAACGAGAGAGAAUUCAGUCUGAGAUUAUUCAGCAGAGAGAUACAUGGGAGAAGAGAAGAAAAAUAAAAGUUAAGAGAGAGGGAGGAUGGAGUGGAAGUUGUUGGGGAGGUGUCAUUCUGGAUCCUCCUGACCCAGGUCCCAAUGGAGAAACUUAUGGAGAUUUUGAAACAAGAGUCAUUGAGGUGAAAAAUGUGUUUUGUAUGAAGGCAAAGGAAGGCAGAAAAAAAUCAACACGUGCCUUAGUGGCUAUUGGAAAUGGUAAAGGGGCUGCAGGUAUGUGCAUUUACUGUAUAUGA
Phaethon lepturus (White-tailed tropicbird) is the source of this 699-nucleotide messenger RNA. Its product is annotated as 28S ribosomal protein S5, mitochondrial-like. Gene Ontology annotation, biological process: translation. Gene Ontology annotation, cellular component: ribosome. Gene Ontology annotation, molecular function: RNA binding; structural constituent of ribosome. NCBI's taxonomy places the organism in Eukaryota, Metazoa, Chordata, Aves, Phaethontiformes, Phaethontidae. The transcript is spliced from 6 exons. The record is from RefSeq and is a predicted model, not a curated record. The annotation marks the transcript as partial.